AGGGUUUUAUUUUCUUGCACGAGGAAAGAAAAGAAAACAUUUCCAGUGGGGGCCGGAUUUGACAAUCUAUACAUUGCAAUUAAAACUCGUAUUUCCUUCGAGUCGUGCCCUUAGCGAAAACGUAAAGGACGCGGGCUGCCCUUGCGGAGGAGAAGACAUUCUAGGUGUUCUUGGCAUUCCUUCUCUCGGUUACAAUGUCGGAUGAAGAGCCUGUUGAUCCCAAACAUGAAAUUGAAGAAUCUUGCAAGCCAAAGUGUGUGAAACCACUUCUUCAAUAUCAGGCAUGUGUAAAGAGAAUUGAAGCUGAUGAAACCGGGCAUAAGCACUGCACUGGGCAGUAUUUUGACUACUGGCAUUGUAUUGACAAAUGUAGUGCAAACAAACUAUUUGAGAAACUAAAAUGAGGAAGCAUAGAAAUUAUGGAGAGAUGCCCAUGGAACUUGUGGAGAAUAAUUUUCUUGUUCCAUAAUUUAUCAUAUUUUUCUUUGAAUAUUCUUAUUUUUGUACUUCUAUAAAUACUUGGGAUAUCUUGAUAUAUUAUUUGAUGCAACUGAGAAGCAAGUGAAGGCAUGCUUGCUUUGGACAUCAAUGCAAAAGUUCCAUCAAUUGCAUGGUUUGAGUCAAGGUUUGCCUUGUCCUUUUCUUGUUCUUUGUCUGACCAGAUCUACAACGGCUUUAUGAUUGAAUCAUAAUAAACCUUACGAAGUGUAUGGCAUGAUUGAAUAACAAGGGACAAAAGUCUUUGCAUUA
Molecule: messenger RNA, 750 nt
Organism: Cryptomeria japonica (Japanese cedar)
Lineage: Eukaryota; Viridiplantae; Streptophyta; Pinopsida; Cupressales; Cupressaceae
Product: cytochrome b-c1 complex subunit 6-1, mitochondrial
Exons: 4
Coding region: 195-404 (69 amino acids)
Biological process (GO): mitochondrial electron transport, ubiquinol to cytochrome c
Source: RefSeq, a predicted model, not a curated record